This is a messenger RNA of Darwinula stevensoni, 3000 nucleotides long. NCBI's taxonomy places the organism in Eukaryota, Metazoa, Arthropoda, Ostracoda, Podocopida, Darwinulidae. The record is from the annotation of a GenBank genome assembly.
AUGGAUCCAGGCCAAUCUGUAUUGAAAGCAGGUGAAUGGUGUGAUGAUGUGAAAAAGUUUGUCGAAGCAGCAGGAAACGUGGGUGCAUGUGAUGUUGUGGGAGUUGCUGUGGAAGCGCCCGAUGUACUUGGGGUUGCACAUCAGGUGUUUGUUGUUGGUCAGGAUCACAAAUUUCCACUUCAGCAUGAGGAUGUGUUGGGAUGUCAGUGCGUGAAGUUUGCGCUUGGCUCGAAUCGUGAAAAUCCAGUUCCUGCUUCCAAACUUUUCUCCGAAUGGAGAAAAGCCACGAAGACGUCGCUUCGGGUCCUCGCGAUUCGACCGAAACGCUUCGGCUGCGACUUCAAUGCGGGCCGUUAUCAUUCGUUCGUCGAGGAUCGCAGAGAUGUCCCCGCAAACCCGACCGAUGGGAAGUGGAUGAAGUCGGACGACGCGUCGGUGGAAUCCGUGGAGACGAACGAUGCAUUCCUCGAGGCCGAGUGCUUUGGGGGGGACCGAUGCGAGGCCGAGACGGAUGCCAGAACGAUGACGUCUUCGGGUGAAAAAUAUCGGCUCACCAUUUUCAAUUCGCCUAUUUAUGACACCACCGUCACGGGUGGGACGGAACGAAAUCGGAACUUGGAUGAGGCCUUUUUUCUUCCUACGUCAUUUCGUCCUCGCGAUGACGUCGAGGAAGACGGGGGGUGGGUGCGACCCGAGCGAUCGACUCGUUCUCGGUUCGAACGAAUGCCGUCACCGAUCCGUUGGGUGAUUUUCGAAGGAUCCACGGCGGCGGGAAGGAGGCACCUUCUCGGCGGGAGUCGGAACUCCUUCGAGACGGCGAGAAGAAGGGACCGUUCGUGGAUCCGGCAGCAGGUGGCCGAGGAGAACCUCGGGUUCUUUUCGUUUCCUGCCGGACCCGUGUCGCGUGGCCGUGGCGAGUUCCCUUCUUCCUCCUUUGCGUGGCGUCGUCGCGUCUCUUCGCCGACUCGGUGCUCGGUUUCGGGUGCUCGCCGGGAUCGAUCGUCCGACGGCGACGAAUGCAUCGUCACGCUCUCCCUGGCCUUCUCGUGCGAUACGUACCUGCGUCUCGAGUCCGAGGUGGGUCUCGUCGUCCAGAAACGGGUGGAGCUGCUUCGUCUCCUUCUCUCUCUCGAUGCCCCGAGUCGACCGAGACGCUACGGUUCCACCUUUCUUCCUCCGAUCGUCUCCAGUCGGUUUCGAAAGAAGUGGGAGACGGCAUCGAAACGUGCCGUCGGUGCGCGGAGUCGCUCCGUCGUCGCGUCGAGACGGUGGGUGUGCAUUCUCGCCGGUCGUUUCGGCACGCGCGGUGCGUCGCGACGGGGUCUUCGAUGCCGAUUCGUCGUGGGCGCCGAAGAUCUGCGAGACGUACUACGAGGAGGAUGCCUUUCGCCAUCUGCUGCCGUUUCUCCUGGGGCCCGAGAUGCGGAGAACAUCUCGAGCACGGAGAAGGGGGAGAGCGGGUCGACGGGGAUGGGAGGAGGCGGGUCCAUGCGGCACUGGAGUCCGUCGCAGACGAGGGAGAUCUCUUCGUUGCGUUGCACGCUGGCGCUGCUGGUUCUGUCGUGCGACGUCUCGGCGCUCGGGAGGUCUCGGCAGGGUGAGCGUGAGGGGUCGAGUCGAGUCCGAUGUGCCGUCCGUCAGGGGGAGGAGGAGGGGACGGGGAUGCCGGAGAUCGUCUCGCAGGUCCCGGUGCGGAACGAUUCGCGAACUGCGGCUUUCCUGCACGAGACGGUGAGCAUCGCUCGGAAGGUGCCGUCGAUCGCGAUGCUCGUCGGGAAACUUCUCGUGACGCUCGGGAGGUGCCAGCCCCGGCUCUCGCGGCUCGUCCUUGCGGAGAUACUCGUUCGUUUGCUCCAUUUCGUCGCCGGUUUCUGGGUGUCUGGAGCGGUGAGGCGUCUCACGCCGUGGCGUGUGUCUGUUGCAGAAUCGGUAUUCGAGCAGUCCGUACGACGAGUCGAAACAUCUUUCCGAAAUCCUACACGUGCUUUUGGUAAGUUACGACUGCUCCGUGGACUUCUCCAGAACGUCAUCGUUCUCGAAGUUUCGCUUCUACGUUGCAGGGAGUGGAAGACGGAAUGCAGUCGGAUCGCCUGCAGUGGAUCGUCGAUGGGUUCGACGAACCCGACUCUGGCGUCGAGGUCGACGGACUUCUGGGUCGGGAUUUUUUUUCUGCAGUUUCUCGAGGGGAACGGAAAUGGAGCCGAUUCCGCCGAUCGUUUCCUCGUGCUUACAGCCGUGAUACAGAGCUACCGUGUAAAUGACAGUCGGAGGAGUUACCAGGCGCUGAAACUUGUGGUGUCCCCGUGCGGGAAGCUACCCCUCGCGCGGGAGCCGUCGAGUACGAGACGGCAAUGGGCCGUCGGUUGGCUCCGUCGGAAGAUGGCCGAUCGCGAACGGUGGACUGCAGAGGUGGACACGAGCGACGAAGACGCUUCCGUCUCCCUCGCGUUCCGGCGGACCGCGAGCGCUCGGGACGCGUUGGCCUCGGCCGAUGCGCCGUUCACCGAGUUCGAAUUCGGGGAGAUGGAGAUCGAGGAAGAGGAAGGGCCCCGAUCGAAGAGGAAGCAGAGAGACGCCGAGUGCAGAAAGGGAGCAGGAGGACCCAGCUUUCGUCCCUGCCCAAUGUGUCCCAAUUUUCUCAUCUUUCUCGUGACUCCUGUCGCCGUGAUGGAGCUCAUGCAUGGACCGUCCCUCCCGCUGGGUACCGAUACUCAUCGUCCGGUGGUUACGGUGGGUGGGUGGCUGGAUCUCGACGAAGAUCGCCUUGCAGCCCUCCGGCAUGCCAUCGUGACGGUCUCGUCGGACCACCCUUCCGGAGUACCGAAUACGGCACGUUGGGCCCUGGACACGACGCCGACCCGACCCCGCCCCGAACACGUGUUCGCCGUGACCCGACGAAAGGCGUUACGGCACCGACUUCGAGAGCCGCCGUCCGCCGACACCGUCCGCACACACGACGAAGUGAAAGCCGAGCUCGACGUGACCGAUCGAGUCUCCUAG